CCAGGUCACGGUCAUGUUCUGAGCAUAAACAACUAGCGAAGAGCAAACACAUGGUAGACAUAAAUGUAUAUUUUUGAAAAAGAAAGAAACAGAAAAAUGGAACGACUAAUUUGGUUAUUCGCACUGCGUGUUUGGGCUGUCAUGGCUACACACCUCUCUCCUGUACCCUGCGAUGAUAAAAGCGUGAUGAAACUCGCCAGACUCGCUGUUAACUACAUCAACGAGGACAGACAAGAAGGAUACAAGUUUGCCCUCAACAGGCUUUUCAACGUCCAUGUUCAUCCUCAGGGUCCAGCUGGAAAGGUUUACUACCUAGACUUGGACAUCCUGGAGACCAAAUGUCAUGUCCUCAGCCGAAAAUCAUGGAAGCGCUGUGAUAUAAGGCCCUUUAUGGAAACACAAAUCUCUGGAAACUGCAACACUACCAUUCUACACACACCAGAUGGCCUCUCCUACCUCUACAGCUAUGACUGCACCCUUGUGCCAGACCCCCCUGAAAAGUUACAGAAGACAUGUCCAGACUGCCCCCUACUGUUGCCGGUUGAUAGUGACAGAGCCGUAUCCAGUGCUAAGAUCACACUGCGCAGCUACAAUGGUCAGAGCACUCUGCCUGUACAGCUAACAGUGGCCGCCAUAACCAGAGCCUCACAUCAGGCUUCUCCAGUUGCAGCCAGUUUUGUUGAGUACACUGUGCAGGAGUGCUCUGUGCCACCAGUGGAUGAGGCUUUGUGUGUGCCAGCAGCUGCAGGGAAAGGGCCCAUUGGUUUCUGUGGUGGGACAGUUUUUGGCACUGACGCUAUCCCAACAGACGUUAAGGUGUCCUGUGAAAUAUUUCACCCUCAGCGCACUUGGAAUUCUGUUGGCAGUGAUAUUGGCACAAAGCAGACUUUCCUGCCCAGCCCCCAACCAGAAGUGCUAUCUUAUCCUUCAGUUCUUGAGAGAGCUGUGCCUACUUUACAUGACACUAGUCCAGUCAUACAGAUAGACCCUGUUCAGCAACUUCUUCCACACACUCCUAAUCAAUUAUCCAGUGAAUCCAGCGAGUCUUCUUCAUCAGAGGAGAUUGCUGGUUCGGUUCGAAUUCUCAGGCCUCCACUGAACUUCCGCUAUGUGCCUUCGCGCCAGAGGAGAGAGGCAUCUGCGGCAACAAUCAAUCCCGUUUUCCUGGCCAUGUUCCCCAGCAUACCGUCUCCUUUCCGUUCCUGCCCUGGAGCAUCUCGCUAUACCACUGCGUAAAAAACUAUUCACAGUGUGGUCAUGACAAUUCAUACAAAACUGUAUGAAAGUUCAUAAACAGUUAUGAAUAGAUUUAGCAGACAGAGCUUCUUUUAGGAUAUCAUUUAAAAGGACCAAACAAAAUUGUGCCUAGUUCUUGAAAUUUGUACACAUUAUUUAGGAGAUUUCU
Molecule: messenger RNA, 1405 nt
Organism: Clarias gariepinus (North African catfish)
Lineage: Eukaryota; Metazoa; Chordata; Actinopteri; Siluriformes; Clariidae
Exons: 7
Coding region: 64-1236 (390 amino acids)
Biological process (GO): negative regulation of endopeptidase activity
Cellular component (GO): extracellular region
Molecular function (GO): cysteine-type endopeptidase inhibitor activity
Source: RefSeq, a predicted model, not a curated record